Durusdinium trenchii is the source of this 366-nucleotide messenger RNA. The record is from the annotation of a GenBank genome assembly. Lineage: Eukaryota; Dinophyceae; Suessiales; Symbiodiniaceae.
AUGGCGAAGGCUGGGGCGUUUUCAGCUGGAACGGUACCUACGUGCUGCCGUGUUGGCCUUGAGUCGCUGGUGCUGGCUUCUGCUGGUAGUUUGGAGUUGGAGGUGUUGCUGGAGUUCUUUAGCGAAUUUUGCGCAGUGUGGAGCUUUCCAGAUCUGUGCCAUGAAGGCAUUGACUUCUUGGCUCGCCUCUCGCUGAUGGUAUAUGAAGCUGGGUAUCGCAUGACACUUGGGGAUUCGCAAGCAGGCCGAAUGCUUGCUAUCAGCUAUUUCCUUCAAUACCUGCAGUGGGGAUACCGGCAGGAGACUACGGGCCGAAGAGAGGUUUUAGACUUUGCUCAGCAAACUCUUACCCAUGCUUGGACCUGA